Messenger RNA from Ornithorhynchus anatinus (platypus), 3889 nucleotides. RefSeq names its product connector enhancer of kinase suppressor of Ras 1 (gene CNKSR1). The transcript is spliced from 21 exons. Gene Ontology annotation, molecular function: protein binding. The record is from RefSeq and is a predicted model, not a curated record. Lineage: Eukaryota; Metazoa; Chordata; Mammalia; Monotremata; Ornithorhynchidae. The coding region runs from base 22 to 3105 and encodes 1027 amino acids.
UAGUAGUAGUAGUACGAUUGAAUGAAUGAAUGCAAAUUAGGGCUCGCCCCCUUGGUCACGUGGGCUCAGGUGUGGGCCGGGCCUCUGGACGGGGUCACGUGGGCCCAGGUAAGGGCCACCCCCCCCCCCCCCGGGGUCCGCCCAGUUUCCACCUUCCCGCUUCCGCGGGCGGAGGGCGUCAUGGAGGCGGUGUCCGGCUGGAGCCCCGGCACGGUGGCGGCCUGGCUGCGAGGGCUGGACGAGUCCGUGCAAGGCUACCCCUUUGAGCAGUGGACAUUGACGGGCCAGACCCUGCUCCAGCUGACCUACCGUGACCUGGAGACCCUGGGCGUGCAUCGCGUCGGCCACCAGGAGCUCAUCCUGGAGGGGGUGGAGCAUCUCUACGCGCUGAGCUCUGGUCUGGAGACGGAGAACCUGCAGAGCCUGACCACGCACCUGCGGGUGGUCACCCAUACCCUCCAUGGCCUGGUUCAGAACCCCAGUGAGGGCAGCGUGGGCACGCUCCCGCCCGCCAUCCUCUCCUGCGUUGUCGAGCUGGUGCGGGCUGCGUGGGAUCUCUUCUCUUGGCUCAAUAGGUAUCUUUUCUGUCAGCUCAAUGACUACUCAGCCUGCCAGGAGAUAGUGGGGCUGUGUGCCCAGCUGGAACAGACCCUGCACGAGGACUCUCCAGAGGCCGAAAAGGAAACUCAUAUCCUGACGAUUUGCAGCCACGUGGCCGCCAUCUGCGACACCAUCCUGGGCUGGAGCCCCGAGGAGCUGCUGCGUCAGCGGGCCCAGCUGCAGCCCGUGGCACUGACCCCCUCACGGCCCCUCGCCUGCCUGGGUCUGCAGGGCCAGGGUCUCUGCGGCACGGGCAUCGAGAUCCACAGCACCAGCAGUGGCCGGCAUUUCGUGUCUGGGAUCAGCCCUGAGUUUCUGGCUGGAGACCACUGCCCACAGCUCCUGCCUGGUGACGAGAUCAUCCAGGUCAAUGGGCAGGUGGUGGUGGGCUGGACCCAGUCGAACCUGGUGAGGAAACUUCUGGAGGACCCGGCCCACGCCCAUCUGCUCCUGAAGAACGUCCCAGUGCCAGACCCGGAGUCGCCUGCCUGCUGCCCUUUGCCCGGGCCUUCUUCCCGCUCUCCUUCAUCUGGCCCUGAACCGCUAGCCCACUCCCCUCUACCCAGCUCUCUGCUCUCUGCCCACUCCCCUUCACCCGAGCCACCUGCCCGUUCCCUUUCUCCCAGCUCUGAGCCACCUACCCGCCCCCCUUCACCCGGCUCUGAGCCAUCUGCCCGCUCCCCUUCACCCGAGCCACCCGCCCGCUCCCUUUCACCCGGCUCUGAGCCACCUACCCGCUCCCCUUCACCCGGCUCUGAGCCACCUGCCCGCUCCCCUUCACCCGAGCCACCCGCCCGCUCCCUUUCGUUUGGCUCUGAGCCACCUACCCGCUCCCCUUCACCCGGCUCUGAGCCAUCUGCCCGCUCCCCUUCACCCGAGCCACCCGCCCGCUCCCUUUCACCUGGCUCUGAGCCACCUACCCGCUCCCCUUCACCCGGCUCUGAGCCAUCUGCCCGCUCCCCUUCACCCGAGCCACCCGCCCGCUCCCUUUCACCCGGCUCUGAGCCACCUACCCGCUCUCCUUUACCCGACUCUGAGCUACCUGCCCGCUCCCCUUCUCUCAGCCCCAGGUCCCCUGCCCACGCCCCUUUGCCCGAGCCGCCUGCCCGCUCCCUGUCGUCUGGCCCCGAGCCGCCUGCCUCUUCACCUUCACAUGACCCUGAGCUUCCUGCCUGCCCUGCUUCUCCUCUCCCCGGGCCCCCUUCCUGCUCGCCUUCUCCUGAGCUGCUUGCCCGCCCCCCUACACCUGGUUCCAGACCGUCUACCCGCUCCCCUUCGCCCGACCCCAGGCCUCCCAUCUGCUCCCUAUCGCCUGGCCCUGACACACAGGCUGCCCUCGGCCCUCCAGCCUCGCCGACGCCUAGAAUCUUCAUCUUCGACCAGUGUCUGUCACCGGAAGACCCCGUCUUCUUCGGGGAAGACUCCAGCCUGCCUCCAGAACUGGGUGCCUUGGUCUUUGACACCGAAGUCAACAGUCCUGACCCAGAGACCAAGGUGGGCACCGAGCCAGAGCCACCAGCCGAGACUCUAGGCUCAAGUCGGAGGAAACCCAAAGCAGGGGUGGCGACGCGGCUGAGCCGCCGGCGGGUCUCGUGCCGGGACCUGGGCCGGGCCGACUGUGACGGGUGGCUGCUGCGGAAGAAAGACCACGCGGGCUUCAUGGCGCAGAAGUGGCGACGCUGCUGGGUGGUGCUGAAGGGGCACACUCUCUACUGGUACAGCCACCCACAGGACGAGAAGGCCGAGGGCCUCAUCAAUGUCUCCAACUACAGCCUAGAGAGCAGGCAGGAGCAGAAAAAGAAAUACGUGUUCCAGCUUACCCACGAGGUGUACAAACCGUUCGUCUUUGCCGCCGACACCCUGGAUGACCUGAGCAUGUGGGUCAGCCACUUGGUCACCUCUAUCUCCAAGUACCAGGCACCCAACCUGGCGGUCUCCCAGAACGAGGAAGACUGUUACAGUGAGACGGAGGCCGAGGACCCGGAUGAGGAGAUCAGGUCCAGAGCGGGUUCUGCCGCCUCGGGGCGAGCCCAGCACCUCCCCAGGGACGACAGCCCCCCUGCCCUCAGGACCCCGCGGGGCAGCCCCGGGCCCGGCCACAGGAGAAGGGGCAGCCCGGGGCACUCCCAGACGUGGUCCAUCGAUAGCAGCGACGUGGCCAUGGAGGCGCUGGUGCAGGGCCUCCGGCAGGGCGGGGUCUCGCUCAUCGGGCAGCCGCAGCCUGUGACCCACGAGGAGUACCGCAGCUCCUUCGUCCGACGCAACCGCGACCCCCACAUCAACGAGCGCAUCCACCACGUGCGGGCCCUGCAGAGCACCCUCAAGGCCAAGCUGUGUGAGCUGCAGGUUCUGGACCAGGUCCUGCAGGACCCUGCCCUGACCGGGGAGAAGUUUCGUCGCUGGAAGCUGCAGCACCAGGAGCUGUACGCCGAGGGGCCCGGGGGCUGGGUCCUCGCCGGAGCGGGGGCCGGGGGCCCGAGCAACCCCUCUCCCGCUGCCCCGUGACCGCCGGGGGCCCGGCUGGUGCUGCUGAUCCCCGGCCCCCGCCGAGGGCAACCGGGCCUUAGGGCAUCGGACGUUCUUGGUCCUCGGGGUUCCUGUGGCCCAGAGUUCUCGGUGGUCAGGGUGACCUUCGUAGGGGCAGGAGGGCCAACCCUCAGGAGCAGGAAGUGCAGGUGACCGACUUCCCUCCUCUGCCUCCCUCAGGGGCCGGGCCCGGGGGCUGGGGACAGGCCUGCUGGGGUGAACUGGACCAGCCUGCCCAUGCGCCUCACCCAACCCCCGCCCCGUUGCCCACUGCCCGCAGCCAGGGGUUGGCCCAGGCCCCCUCCCCAGUUGUCUUGCUAGGAUUGACCGGGAAGCCUCCCCCUCCUCCCCUCUAAUCAUAAUUUUGGUACUUGUUACGCGCUUCCUUCCCCCAUGUCCCCUUCUCCCCAACCCGCACCAUUUCCAGCCACCCUGGGCACCGCGAUUGGCCCUGGGCUUGACUCUGUCCCGUGGGGACCGGAAAGCGGGUCAGGGUCAACUUUGUCUCCUGGGAUUAUCGCUGCAGUGAUGGUAGGGGACUUGUGUGGGUCUUGGACCCCAACCUGCAAGGCAUCACUGGCCACACCUCCACUGGAGCAUUUCACCCUUCCCCGCCACGGCCCCCCCGUGGCCAUGGCUCUCUGGGCUGACGCCCCUCCCCUCCCCUCACGCAUCCUGGACCAGAGGGGAGGGGGCCCGAGGAGGAGGGACCCCAGUAGAGAGGAGACGGGGGACUCCUGCAAUAAAAACCCAGGUUCAGGCA